This is a messenger RNA of Eurytemora carolleeae, 3206 nucleotides long. RefSeq lists its product as uncharacterized. The transcript has 26 exons. Bases 141 to 3206 code for a protein of 1021 amino acids. NCBI's taxonomy places the organism in Eukaryota, Metazoa, Arthropoda, Copepoda, Calanoida, Temoridae. The record is from RefSeq and is a predicted model, not a curated record.
CCUUCAGAAUUUGCCCCCAAGAAGAUGUCAUUUUAACUGGGUUCGAGGGUGGAUCAGAAAUAACACAGAUAAAAGCCGAGGCGAGUGUACCAGUUGUGGGAUACGGCGCAGACGGGACUCCCUUUCCCCAACAUGUUGUGAUGAGCAAAGGGUCUAUAUCCUGCAGAAAUGGAGAUCAAACUAUCGAAAGUCUACCUCCACCCUUUGUUUACGCUGAUGACCUUAAUACAACUUGUUUAGAUUACAAGUCUAGAUAUUGCUGCCGAACACAGUCGAUGUGGAGACCGAUGAGUGUGACAACCUUCCAGAACAGAUUACCCCCCACUAUACCUCUAGGGGCUGCCAUCACAACAUACAAGUUAAAUAAAGAAACAAAUAUGAUCGAGUUUUCGAUCCUAAUUCAUGAUGGAAAGGAGGAAAAGGGAAAUCUACUUGUUAUCAGUUUCCUUGCAACUGCAAAUAAAGGAGAAUUUGUUGGGAAAGUUAUUUGCCUCUGGACAAGAUACUCUACUCCAUUGUAUGGCAGAUUUACCAUGAAAGAAUUACCCAACAAGUCCAAGGAAUACACCCUGACCUUUAUAACUCCUCCAGCUGGACAGAGAACCCCGGAGAAAGUUCUUUCAACUUUUACGAUAUAUUUACAUUGGGAUACCAGUUCUACAGCUGCUGUUGCAACCGUCAUUAAGGAUGAAGUUGGUAUUGUUUCAACGACCCAAGUAGUUCCUGGAGAUUACCAAAUGGAAAAUAUAAAGAAAGAUCCCUCUGUACCUGUCACCGGAAAUUCCAAUGAGAAAAAAGACUCUCCUUUCAUUCUGGACAGUGUGGAUUUGAAUGAGGACUCCCCUCUCUCUGAACUACUCAGAUCUUGGGAAACUAAAGAAUUAAUCUAUGAGGCUGUUCUUGUGGACAGAAAAGGAGGAGUUAAAACUAUUGUGUUGAAAUCAAUGAAGAUGGAUAAAAUUGAAGUAAGCAGCUAUACUGGUUCUCUCAACAUACAAAAAAUUGAUUCAAAGGAUGGCUGGGAGGUUUUAAGUCAUGUUUUUAAAACUUACUCUAUCACUACCAUUGUAGAAUCUCCCCCCUUGGCCAACCUGUUCCAUGAAUGUGAAUGGAAGGAUUGGGUUAAUGCUGAUUUCCCUGGAAACACCCCUGGAGGGGAAUUCGAGCUUAAGGAUCAAAUAGCAAUGGACAAGAGGAAAAAAAGUAAACUGUAUGAUCUAGUCUGCGGAAAGAAAAACCCACACUAUGUUGAUGCUGUUACUGUAGAGGAUCAAAUUCCUUGGUAUGAAUUAAAGAUGGACAAAGAAACUUAUCAGACAUUUAAGCUUACACCAUUAUUUGGGUAUAUCUGUAAGGAUGAAAAUGGGCCUCCCGAAUUUUGCAAGGAUAUGAAAGUAAGGUAUUGUUGUCCCAAAGUCCUAAGGGCAGUCUGGGGAGAAUGGGGAGAUUAUAGCCAAUGUGAUAAAUCCUGUGGUGGUGGUGUCAAGAUAAGAACCAGGGAAUGCUUUAAAGAUCCUAAGUUGGACAUUGAAAAAAGUAGAUGUGAGGGGGAUAAAAAGCCUGAAAAGUAUGCUAUGGAGGAGCAACCCUGCAAUGUAAAUGCUUGUCCUGAAGAUGCUCAAUUUGGAGAUUGGUCAGCAUGGACUGCAUGCUCUCUUUCCUGUGGUAGUGGCUCAAAACAAAGAACAAGGACAUGCUAUCCAGCAAGAGGUGGGGGCAAGGAAUGUCCUGAGAAACUUACAAAUCAGGACUUGUAUACCAAAACAGAGUUGUGUACAAAUAGAGAUUGUGACACCUACUCUCCAACCCCUUGGAGCCAAUGGUCUAGUUGCAGUGCCUCUUGCGGUGUGGGCAGUAAGACAAGAUCCAGAAAAUGUCAAAAUGACAGAACAUUUGCAAUUGUUAGCGAUGAUAAUUGCAACGUAGCGUCAAGUGAUCCAAGGGCUGCGUUUUUCUUUUCAGAUCCUCAAAAGUGUUUCUUGCAAGAUUGUCCAAUAGAUGGUAUGUGGGGUAACUGGGAAGGGUGGAAUCAAUGUUCCCAAUCUUGUGUCACUGAGCCACAAAAAGGGGAAAAAAUUGAAACCAAAGCUUACAUGAAGAGAUAUCGCUACUGCAAUAAUCCCUUGCCAAAGAGUGGUGGUAAUGAAUGUGUGCGAGACGAGAAAAAUGAUUACGACCGUAGACAGAAUGCCGAAGUACAGAAACAGCCUUGCAUAACCCCAGACAAGGAGAAAAUUAGAGGUAUAAUACCAACUCCUUGGUGUCCAGAACACUGUGUUUAUACAAGUUGGGGAGAAUGGAGUCCUUGCAGUUAUACUUGUAUUACACCAGAAGUAAAGGUCUACGGUUAUGAUGGAGAUAUUCUUUCACCGGAUAUAAUAUACACUGUAACAAAAAUUGGAGGUGAAAUGCCUAAAAGAUCUAGAAUGAAGAUUUUGCUCAGACCAGCAAGGAAUGGAGGCACAUGCAAGGAAGACUUAGACUCUGACACAUCUUUUAAUAAUGGAACAGUCAUAGAAGGUCAUGAGGAUUGCACUAUUUGUAAAGAACAUUGUGGAAUAGAUGAAAAAGAAGUGAAGAGCUUUCCUGAACUCAAAUACCCUGGAAAGCAACCGAAUUGUACUGGAUACUGCCCAGUUUCUUGUACCAUGGGCGCAUUCCGAACUCUGAACAAUCCCAUGGAAAAAGUAAAAAUAUAUAAAGAGGAGAGGAAGAAAAUAUUAGAAUCUUCAAAAGAAAAGCGCUUAGAAAAUGAGUCUGAAGCCUGCUUUACAUUUGCUCUCCACAAAGCUGCAGUUAAGAUGGGUCUGACCGAUGUUGCGGACAAGUUUGUAAAAUAUAUUGAAACAAUGAAGAAGAAAAUCGCUAAAGGAGAAAUUACUCCAAAAGAGUGGAAUUCACUCCCUAAUGAUAUUGUCAAAAGUUCUGACGAUGAACAGCUGUUGAAAACUGCCAUGGAGAGUUUCACUAGCGAAAUUUCCACCUAUAAAAGUCUAAUCUACGAGGAAAAACGACGGUACCCUGAAGAACCCGUCUUAGAUGGAUUAUUCGGGGGAUAUAAUUGUCUCAAUGCAGCAAAUGGAAGAAACCUAACUUCUCGGAAAGAGCUUCAAGAGAAUGAGAAGAAGUUUACAAAAAUACCCUACGAAGAUCAAAUAGAUGUUGGAUGUGUGUAUUCAAACUUUUUAGUUAUUCAAACUUGUUAG